Messenger RNA from Adineta ricciae, 630 nucleotides. The record is from the annotation of a GenBank genome assembly. Lineage: Eukaryota; Metazoa; Rotifera; Eurotatoria; Adinetida; Adinetidae.
AUGCAAUCAUCAACAGCAAAUCACUAUUUCACAAAAGAUUUGAACGAUAAUCUUUUCUAUGAAGAUAAUGAUAAUCAACAAUCGCAAUUGAUUUUCAAUGAACAUGAAGACGAAGGAGAAAACUAUCCGCGCGGAAAUGUUAAUGGAACAAAGAAUGGGUUGACUGGAUUGGAAAUCAAAGGUCGAGUACGAACAUUAAGUCCAGUUUUAUUCUGUCAAACAAAUACACAAUAUUUGAUUAUGAGUAAUAAUGAAUUGAAGUAUUUACCUCCAGAAAUUGGCAAUUUAAUCAAUCUUGUGUACCUGGAUUUGUCCUACAAUCGAUUGAAAACAUUACCAUCUCAAAUUGGAGAUUUACUUCAUCUGAAAAGGCUUUAUCUUGAGUCAAAUUGCUUGAAAAAUCUGCCGUAUGAAUUGAGCAAGCUGGACCUUGACGAACUCGGUUUAAGUAACAAUCCGUUAGGCGAUCAGAUUUUAAGUUUAUUUGCUCGACCAAAUGGAACACGUGAAGUAAUGAAUUAUUUAUACGAAAAAUGGACUUCAAUGUGCUCAUAUUCCAAAUCAACUCCAUAUAAAAUGCCGCUAACAUGGGAUAAUGCAGAAGAUGAUAGAAACAAUGAUAUGAUUUAA